Molecule: messenger RNA, 954 nt
Organism: Pelagomonas calceolata
Lineage: Eukaryota; Pelagophyceae; Pelagomonadales; Pelagomonadaceae
Source: the annotation of a GenBank genome assembly
CAGCCAUGACAUUGUGGCUGUCACCGCUUUUGUGCUUCAUCCAGCCGCGUUGUGGCACAUAGAGCGCGAGUAGGACUCUGUUCGACUCCUGGCGUCACGCGAAACGAGUGCUGCGCUUCCGGCUGGGCCUGUGGCGGCUACAGCAUUUCUAAAGGAAAAAAACAGCAAAACCGCAGCGCACAAACGCCGGGCGCAGCGCAACAAAAACGCCGGGCACGACGAGCCUUGCCUCCGCAACGCUUCGUAGCCUGUACCAGAGAUCUCUUGGAGGUGUUGAGGGAGUGCCGCACCACACAUUAAAUUAUGGACGGCAUAACAGCAUUGCAAAAACACCUCGUCCGCGUAAAACUCGAGCACGCCGAGCGCGAGGCGGCCUUGGAGCGGACCGUCGCCGAGUUGAGAGGCGAAAACGACGAGCUCAAGGCCGCGCUAGACGACGCGGCCGACGAGUUGGACCUGUGUUGGGCCCACGUGCACCAGCUGCGCCUCGAGACCACCACAAAAUUCCAGGUCGAGGAGCGCGACGACUGGCGCGCGUUAGUGCGAAGCGUCCAGGAGGACCGCCAGCGGCUCCAGCAGGAGAACGCGCGGCUCCAGGCGCUCGUCGCGCCGGGGCCGGCCGCGCGAACUACCUCGGCUCCGCUUCCCGACGCGCUGACGUCGCCGCGGCCGCCGCGCCCGACGCGGCCGCCGCCGCCGCCGCCCGUCGAGACGCCGCGCCUCGCAAAGAAGCCGCGCGAGCGCGCGCCGUCGCCCCGCGCGACGGCCUACGCGCUCACCGGCACGCCGCGGAAGCGCAAAAUCGUGCUGCCGCGGCCGAGCCCGUCAGCGCGCGAGCCGUGGUUCCUGUGGGUGCUGCUCUUCGGGCGGCCGCUCGACAUCGACGGGCCGGUACUGUGUGUAUGAGGUUUAGAGACCUAAAACUUAUAAAUAUGAACACGAUCGAUGCUGGGG